Cuscuta campestris is the source of this 431-nucleotide messenger RNA. The record is from the annotation of a GenBank genome assembly. Lineage: Eukaryota; Viridiplantae; Streptophyta; Magnoliopsida; Solanales; Convolvulaceae.
AUUUUGGUUGAAGCUAGAUCAGAGAGACUGAGACAUGAUCUCCACGUGACUGAAACCAAACCGGCCAUUGCGAUUUGUGAAGAAACUAGUAGAGCUUAGUGGACAGGGAGUGACGACAAUCAUCGGAGGACGACACUAGGUUGCAGAAGUCCACAACGUUAGGCUUGCAGCAUUCACUUUCAGUUGCAUACAUGUUUCAUGUUCCACGGGUCGCAAGCUAUUAAAGUUCUUCCGAUUAAGGGUAGAGUAGAAAAAAUAAUGGGAGUACCUCCCAAAUGCACCGAACUUGGAUUUUUUCUUACUCAUGGAAAAGGUCUUGGAAAAUGAACAACAAUUGCACGUACAACAUCGGAGAAUUGGCACCAUGGAAAAAUGAAAGGUUUAUUCUGUCAGCAACUUCAUUCCUAUCAAAAUAAAUUAUAGUUCAUGGC